UUGAAUAAAGAAUUUGACCGUUAGCUUCCUUUCUAAUCAACGAAACCACGAAACACUAAUUUUUCUGUUUCGAAAGCUAGAAGAAAAUUCAAGAAGACAACAAUGGCAGCCGAUUAUGCAUUCAAGGAAGAAGAUAUGGAGAUCGAUGAGGGAUUUGGGUUCCCAAGAGCCUAUGCAAAGCUAUGUAGUGAUCAUGGUGUUGUUGGGACUUAUACCCAUGGUCCUCCUUUCGCUUUCAUUCCAUAUGCAAUGCAGCAACAUGAGAUUUUGAGAACAAGGGAAUUAGAUCAGCUGUUUCCAGUUAUUGAGCCAAAAGCGAAACAAACUGCCAAGCCCAAGGUUUUUAUCAGUCUCUUGUGGAGGCAGCUCAAUCACCUAGGGAAUGCUGGAUUUGAUCCCGCAGUAAUUCGAGUGGAUCCUUACGGCAAUGUUCUAUAUUUUCAUGCUGAUAAAGCCUCUCCUCUUGCUUGGGACAUUGAUCAUUGGUUCCCUUGCCCAAGGGGAGGAUUGACAGUUCCAAGAAAUCUGAGGAUACUACAACGGCAAGUGUGCAAGAGGAAGCAUAACAAGUUGGAGUUUCUCGUUCCAUGGUGGGAUCUUCAGCUGGGAAUCUCUGUGAACCAGUUCUUAUCCAUCUUUGCUUCUUCCAACUCAGAUUUCAGGCACAGGGCAUUUUCAUUUUUGUUCCCAGGAGGAGAAAGUGAGGAACUAAAUGCUUCCCAGACAGUAGAGUCACAUUCUUUUCCACAACAUUUCAUUGAAUCGAGAGAGAAACUAGGCCUUGCUCCAGCUGCUGUUGUUGUAUCUCGAAGAGAAUCAUAUGAUUCUUCUUUGGCUUUGAAAUCAUUGGAUUACAACAGGCAGAUAAGGCCCCAUUCUCCGGCAAUUGCUUCAAGAAAAAUGAAGCCAGGUGUUCUGAAAGAAAAUGAGAACUCAGACUUUGUCACAAAUCCAUAUCAAGCAAUUGUCAUGGCCAGAGAUUCUCUUAAGCGAAAAGAAGCAGCUCACAAGAUGCAGGCUGAAAUACUGAGUUUGGACGACGAAGUUAAUGAAAUAAAGAGAAAGAAUGAUGAGGAAAAGCUUACUAUUCAGGACUUGGAAUUGACACUGAUAAAGCGUAGGAGAAGGGCAGAAAAGUGCAGGCGGCUAGCAGAGGCACAAUCUUCAUAUAGAACUAUGCUAGAGAGGAUGAUUCGUGAUGCAAUGCACCAGAGUGUUGUUUAUAAGGAACAAGUGAGACUGAACCAGGCUGCAACACAUGCACUCAUGGCAAGGCUUGAAGCACAGAAGGCAAUCUGUGAUGCUUCAGAGAAAGAACUCCACAAGAAAUACAAACAAAGGGACGAGCUUGAGAAACAAAUUAGGCCUGAAUGGGAACAGGGAAGGAAGAGAUCAAGAAUGGAUGAUACCUUACCUGAAGAUGCAGACAGUAAAACUGUACUUUACUUACCAGGAAUAAGGACAAGGACACCUUCACACAAGGAGCUCAGAGAGUUUCUAGAGGAGCAGAAAGCAACUGAAGCUGGCUUGCCUGCAAACGAAGAUGCAAAACAAGAGGAAAUUGAAGAGGAACUCAAACAACCUGAAAUGACUAUUAUGAGAGAAGAUCACGAUAAAUCAAUCAUUGCAUUGGAAAAUGAAAUUCCAAUUGAGUAUACGCUUCAGGCACUGAAAAUAGGAGAAGGAAAGAGAGAAAAAAUUCAAUUCCCAGUUAUCCAAGACCAAGAAAUAGAGGAGAAUGAAGAGAGCAGAAAGCAACGAGGGAAGGGAAAUGUAGAGAGGUGGCUGCAAUUUCUGUUAGAGAAUUCUGGAGAAGAGAUUGAACGACAAAACUCAAAUGGCUGUGAAACAAACACAUCUGAUGAUAUUAUUACAAAGCUGAACCAAAAGUUCCCACAGGAGGCCAGGAGUUCAACACGUGUUCAAGGAAAUGAUAAAGGAAAAAGGUUAGAAGAGAUUAUUGAGAUAGAACCACUGAAAGAAGAAGAAAAUGGCAGUGUUGGUGGUGAAGCAAUUGCAAGUAGCAACAGUUUUGAAGGGAAGGAAAGAAUAGAAAGCCAAAAAGAAAGAGUGCGUACAAGGUCUGAAAUUGCCAGGACAUGGCAGCGUAUCCCAUCCUCUACAUCAGGAAAAAGCCCAUGGUAACUGGUGAUGUUGACGAGAUGGUGAACGGGCUGCAGGGAACAGCUUCAUCAAGUCAUCCAUCAAGAGUAUGAAGAAAGCAGUGAAAAUUUGAAAGUGGAACCCCCCUUGUUCGAUGCAUUUGUAUUGUAACUUGAAAUAUUUUUUCUUCUUUUUUACUUCUUCAAAAUUACAGAGUGCAGCAAUGACUGCAUCAGUA
Molecule: messenger RNA, 2341 nt
Organism: Populus euphratica (Euphrates poplar)
Lineage: Eukaryota; Viridiplantae; Streptophyta; Magnoliopsida; Malpighiales; Salicaceae
Product: plectin-like
Exons: 7
Coding region: 103-2145 (680 amino acids)
Source: RefSeq, a predicted model, not a curated record